Molecule: messenger RNA, 1311 nt
Organism: Penicillium taxi
Lineage: Eukaryota; Fungi; Ascomycota; Eurotiomycetes; Eurotiales; Aspergillaceae
Product: Pyridoxal phosphate-dependent transferase major region subdomain 1
Exons: 2
Coding region: 1-1311 (436 amino acids)
Source: RefSeq, a predicted model, not a curated record
AUGGAAUCUAUUCCGGCUUGGGAGCCAACUGAGUUUGGCCAUGACAUGCGAAAGCAUUUUUCGUUUAAGCCUGGAUGGCGAAACCUUAAUCAUGGCUCAUUUGGGACUGCACCUGUUGCUAUUCGCAACAAAGCGAAUGAGUUCCGAGAACAGUGCGAGAUGAGACCAUGCUCCUUUAUCAAAUAUGAAUUUAACGAUCUUCUUUACGAAUCCCGUGUGGCGCUCAGCAAUUUUCUGGAUAUUCCUAUCUCGACUAUCGUCCUCGUUCAGAAUGCGACCACGGGAAUCAACACUGUAUUCCGGAAUAUCUUAUUUGAUGAUCGGGAUGAGAUUCUUUAUUUGGACAUUAUAUACGGUGCAUGUGAAAAGACUGCAAAGUAUAUGUGCGAGACAAGCCAGGGCAAGGUUCGCAUGCGAGAAAUCGGAUUCUCCUACCCGGUUGAAGACUCAAAGAUCAUUUCUGGGUUUGAGGAAGCAAUCAAAAGCUCCAUAUCGGAGGGCUAUCGACCACGAAUUGCCAUUUUUGACACGAUUGCAUCCAAUCCUGGUCUAAGACUUCCAUUCGAGAAACUUACAGCACUUUGCCGAGAAAAAGGAGUAUUGAGUCUGAUCGAUGCUGCACAUGGAAUUGGGCAGAUUGACUUGAAUCUUCCAUCUCUUGAUCCAGACUUUCUUAUCAGUAAUUGUCACAAAUGGCUUUAUACCCCGCGUGGAUGUGCGUUGCUCUAUGUUCCUGAACGCAACCAGGCAAUGAUGCGAAGCACUUUACCAACAAGUCAUGGAUUUGUCCCUCAAGAAGAUCAUCAGCCAUCAAAAACAAAUAUCGAGUUUGUUUCUCAAUUUGAAUUCGUGGGCACUACCGAUAACCUGGCCUUUUUAACGGUGCCUGAAGCCAUCAGGUGGCGAGAAAGAGUUUGUGGAGGUGAAACCAACAUUCAGAACUACUGCUCUCAAUUGGCUCUCAGGGGUGGAUUGAAAGUUGCGAAUAUUCUGGGAACCCGAAUACUGGACAAUACGGCGCAGACGCUCACAAAAUGUUUCUUGGUCAAUAUUCUCCUCCCUGUAAAUAUUCCAACCUCUGGAAAAGGUAGCCUAAUCAAACAGGAAGGGACUUCUGGCACUUCAGUCACAGAUUGGACGCAGCAUAUCAUGAUUGACAAGUAUAAUACCUUCAUGCCAGUUUUCCCUUUCCAGGGCUCUUGGUGGGUUAGAUUGAGCGGGCAGAUAUAUCUCGAAGACAGUGACUUUGAAUGGGCAGGCUGGACAUUGAAGAGUAUAUGUGGACUAUUGGAAAAGCAGGAGUUUGUUUAG